AAUAAAACUGCUGGACCAACUAUAAGACCAUGGCCUCUCUGUCCCGACCACCCCCUCUCUUUCUCUCUCUCAAUCUCUCUCCUUAGAAGGGAGCACCCAACUCGCCACCGCGCCAUGGACCCACCGCCGCCUCCUGCCCCCUCUCCGACCGUCUCCGCCGCCCCCUCCGCUACCCAACUUGGCUACGCCGACUCGGUGGACUCGUCCCCGCGCUCCCGAAACACCGAUUCUUGGGACGAGCCGCUUCCUGCUGUCGCCGGCGCCGGCAGCAAGCUCCGGCUUAUGUGCAGCUACGGCGGCCACAUCGUGCCGCGGCCCCACGACAAGUCCCUCUGCUACGUCGGCGGCGACACCCGCAUCGUGGUGGCGGAGCGCCAGUCCUCCCUUGUCGACCUAUCCGCCCGCCUCUCCAAAACCCUCCUCAGCGGCCGUCCCUUCACCCUCAAGUACCAGCUCCCCAACGAAGACCUCGACUCUCUGAUCUCCGUCACCACCGACGAAGACCUCGAGAACAUGAUCGACGAGUACGAUCGCACCUCCUCUCAGUCCUCUCAUAAAUCCUCUCGCCUCCGAUUAUUUAUCUUCCCCACCAAACCCGAUUCCGCGUCUUCCAUCGGCUCGCUUCUCGACAAUUCUGCUAAAUCUGAGGAUUGGUUUCUCAACGCUCUUAAUGGAGCUGGUGUGCUCUCGAGGGGUUUUUCGGAAUCGCAAUCGGUUAAUUGCUUGCUGGGUCUUGACGACGACGGCGUCGGCGGUUCGGAAAAUUUAGGGUUGACUAGAGAUGUGGAUGCUCAAGCUGGGUCUUUUAGCAAUAGCAAGACGGGUAAGCAAGGGCAAGACGUGCACUCGGUGCCGGAUUCGCCGAUGUUGGAGACGACUUCGUCGUUUGGCUCUACUUCGUCUUCGCCGUCGUUGACGAAUUUGCCGCCGAUUCGGGUCCAUGUGGAGGAUGGUGGUGGUGGUGGGGUGAGGUUGCAGGAUCAGAAGGUGGGGAUUGAGGAACAGUUUUCGCAGAUGAGUGUUGCUGCUGCGCAGAAGCAGGAUGAGGGUUUUAUGAUUUUGUCAUCUCCGCCUCCGGUUCCCACUACUGCAGUAGCUGCGGCGGGUGUGCAGAUCGGUUCUGCCGUGGUUGGUGGUGAAUAUCAGAAUCGGGUUUUUUCUGAUGAUGAGAGAUCGGAGCAGGGGAUGCCUGUAGGGUAUCUGAAACCGCCACACCCACAGCCGCCACAGUUGGCGCAGGUGUCUGCACAGCUGCAGCCCAGACCGGGUGGUCUUUAUGAUUUGCCUUCCCCAGACUCAGUCUCAAGUGAUAGUAGUAUGACAAAUGCUGUUUCUCGCCAAAAACCUCCCAUUUAUCAAGACCCAGUUAAUCAAUUACCCUCUGGAGCCAACAGGGUUUCUGCUAACCCUGUGGAUCCCAAAUUUAAUUUCUCUGAUCCAAAUUCUAGGAGCCAUAUGGUUCAGCAACUUCAGGAUUCUGGGUAUGUAUUGUCAACCCAAUUUGAGCAGCAGCAGCAGCAACCUCAGCAGCAAUUCAUUCAUGCUGGCCCCCAUUACAUCCACCAUCACCCCGCAGGGGCAAUGCCAAUGUCGUCCUACUAUCCUGUAUAUCCUUCUCAGCCACAGCACCACCACCAUCCCCACCCUCAGCUUGAUCCACAAUACUCAGUUUACUUUAUGCCCCCCAGACCGACUCAAGCUUACAACUUGUCUAUGCAGCAAUCUAAUUUGAAUGAAUCUGCCACUGCUAUCCCGUCCAGUCGCCCCCAAGCCCCUGCCAAUGCCACCAUGAUUCCCCCUUCUGCAGCAUACAAUCAGGCAAGAAAUGCUCCUCCACCUAAACCUGAAAUGGCAGCCGGUGUGUACAGAACAGCUGCAGCAUCUUCCCCUUUAGUUCAAGUGCCUUCCAGCCAGCAUCAGCAACAAUACGUUGGGUUCUCUCAGAUUCAUCACCCAUCUCAGUCCAUUGCACCUACCUCAGCUGCUACUGCAAAUUAUGCUUAUGAAUAUUCCGAUCCUGCUCAUGCUCAGCUAUACUACACUCAGCCUCUGGCACCCACCCUCCCUCCUCAGUACCAGACCAUGACAGCCCCUGCUGUACUGUUGCCGGAAGCAGGUUCUCAGCUUCCAACCGAGAAUAUCAAGCAGCAGAUCAGAACUUCGCAGCCACAGUAGGUCAAAUGGGCAAGAAGCUACAAUUUUGAAUGGAUGGGUUUGUUUAAUUUUGCUUUUAAAUUUUCUAUUUCAGCGUCCCUGUCUUGUUUUUGGUAUUGGUUUGUGGUAUGUAUUUGUCAUAGAUAAUAAGCAACUCUGGUUUUCUUUUUAAUUUCUUUAAUGUUACAUUGUUGUUAUUGUCAAAAGAAAACAAAAGUGGUCUGCAACCAUCAUACUGUAAAAGUUCAAACUCAAAUAUUGUGUGCUUGUCCAGUUCAUAUCAGUUAAUAAAAUGUGUAUUAUAAGUCGUAA
This is a messenger RNA of Malania oleifera, 2466 nucleotides long. RefSeq names its product protein PAL OF QUIRKY. NCBI's taxonomy places the organism in Eukaryota, Viridiplantae, Streptophyta, Magnoliopsida, Santalales, Ximeniaceae. The record is from RefSeq and is a predicted model, not a curated record. Gene Ontology annotation, molecular function: protein binding. The coding region runs from base 115 to 2175 and encodes 686 amino acids. The transcript has 2 exons.